AUGGAGAGUUUCCGCGACCUCGUGGAGUCGAUGGAGAGCGACUUCCAGCGCGAGGAGAAGGCGCCCGCUACACGCCCUAAAGUGGAGCCUUCUGUGGAGGAGACUGUGGACGCUGACCCGCCAGCGAGUGGAGUGUCCUUCGGCCGCGAGGCGCCCGGGGCGGCGACGGAGGAUGGCGGCCGGAAGAGGGCGACGCUCGCCCUGCGCAGCGACCUGGAGAGGGCCCGCUGGGCCCGCUGGGAGGGGGGGGUAGGAGGAGGAGCCUUUGGAGCAAGAGAAGCAAGAAGAGGAAAGCGAAGAGAAGCGGUAAAGCGAGAGCAGGAACCGCCGACGUGGCUGGAGGCGACGCAGCCUGGCUUUGUGUACGAGGCGCUGGCUCUCGCCUCCGCGGGGAGCGAGCGAGGACCCAAGCGGGAACGGGGGGCGCCAGAGGGAGGCAGAUCCGCGCCAGAGGCCCAUCGAGGGAGGAGGCAGGCGGAGGGGCAGGCGGAGGGGCACGUGCGAUUCGGGGCAGGCCGGCCCUCCCGCGCCGCGCCGCCACCUGGGCAUCCCGACGCCCCGCACUCCACACCAGGUUUGCUUGGCGGUCAGAUGCUCUCGGGCAUCCGGAGGGCGAGUCAGAGCACCUCAAGGGACAUCCCCGAGGGCGUCUCGGCAGGGAACGCCGUCGGCCACGACGGAGGACUUCCUGAGACCACACUCACAUUCAGGUGUCAUCAGUGCCAGGCCAGUGCCCGGGACGCAGGCUCGCUCGCCCGCCACUGCCGCCGCCACAACCCGACGCGCCCCUUCGGCUGCGGGCUGUGUCCCUCGAGGUUCAACCAGCUGGUGCACCUCCAGAUACACCAGCGGACUCACACCGGCGAGAAGCCCUUCUGCUGCGACGUUUGCGGCGCCAGAUUCAGUCGGAAGGACAGGCUAAGGUCACACCAGCGAACCCACACGGGCGAGAAGCCCUACACAUGCCCCUACUGCGACGCCUGCUUCCGCGACACCGCCAGCCUGAAGGCGCACCUGAGAACCCACGCAGGCGAGAAGCCCUACGCGUGCCGCCUGUGCAAAGCUUCCUUUGUCAACCUCACAACAUUCACGAGCCACUGGAGGAUGCACAGCGCCGGCGACACGCAGUGAGAGGAUUAAUCUGAACUGUCUUUAGUUUGUUUAACGCCUCAGCCGGCUGUGGGUUGUGGAGCAGAGCUCAAAACUGAUGCUACGAGCACUGGAUCUCGUUUACGAACUUUAGCGGUGCAUGUUAAAAUUUAACUUCAAAUGAUUGUGUUGUGUCAUUAAGUCUGGCAGCGACUUUAAUGUCUGCCUCAGUUCUGUUCUCAGAGCAGCUUGUUUCAACAUGCUCAAUUUUAUUUAUUGAAUAUUUUUGGCUGCGCAACAUCUCAGGUCAUUAGCGGGGUAAGUUUUCUGGUUUAUGGAUUUCCAGAAUGGUCACUGGUCAAAACAAACAACUGCACCAGGCAUCAAAAGUUACAAGGCAUUGUGGUAAAGUAUUGUAGGGAAAAAGGUAAAUAUGAGUUAACCAUUUGGAACAGAACAGGAGAUGAAGAAAAGGAAAAGGAAAGAAGAAAAUACCCUGCGAAAUGAGUUGAGGCGCGGGCUGAGGGCCAGGGCAGGGGUGAUCUCCACCUGGGCCUCCUCUCCGCCUCGUGAGCCCCGGCAGCACCGAGCAAGGGAGUGAGGGCCAACAUGCUCAGUCCGCGAUGGGAAGCUACGGCUCUAACCCCGACCUUAACCAAGACUUUAAUAAAAGCUAGAUAAAGAUGUAGAUAAGAGAAAUAUAGAUUUUGAUCGAUAAAUGAUAUAUAGAUGUACAGCCAUAUAGAUGGAUAGCGGGAGAUAGACAUUUUAUUUAUUGAAAAGAAAUCUGCCGCAUCAACACCUAAGGUCAUUAGCGGGUAUUCAACGACAGGGUGAUACUUGGAGGCAAAGCCCCCGAAUAAGGACGUUUUUUGGUUCAAAAGGCGAUGUUUGUUAAUUCCUAGGGUGGUUAAUGGUUAAAACAAAUAAAUGUGCUCGACAAAGGUCAUACAACAUUAGGAUAAAGUAUUGCGGCGAAGAUGGUAAAAUGAGUGAACGAUUAGGAUAAGUGGACAAAAGGAGAUGAAGAGAAAGAAAAGGAAAGGGGGAGAAACAAAAGGCCAAUGGUUAAUGGUUAAUGGUUAAAAACAAGAUAAAUGUGCUAGACAUCUAAGGUCAUGUAGCACUAUAG
Penaeus indicus is the source of this 2221-nucleotide messenger RNA. RefSeq names its product endothelial zinc finger protein induced by tumor necrosis factor alpha-like. Bases 1 to 1131 code for a protein of 376 amino acids. Lineage: Eukaryota; Metazoa; Arthropoda; Malacostraca; Decapoda; Penaeidae. The record is from RefSeq and is a predicted model, not a curated record. Gene Ontology annotation, biological process: regulation of transcription by RNA polymerase II. The transcript has 3 exons. Gene Ontology annotation, cellular component: chromatin; PcG protein complex; transcription regulator complex. Gene Ontology annotation, molecular function: DNA-binding transcription factor activity, RNA polymerase II-specific; RNA polymerase II cis-regulatory region sequence-specific DNA binding.